Molecule: messenger RNA, 2730 nt
Organism: Misgurnus anguillicaudatus (oriental weatherfish)
Lineage: Eukaryota; Metazoa; Chordata; Actinopteri; Cypriniformes; Cobitidae
Product: endonuclease G, mitochondrial-like
Biological process (GO): apoptotic DNA fragmentation
Cellular component (GO): mitochondrial inner membrane; nucleus
Molecular function (GO): RNA endonuclease activity; nucleic acid binding; metal ion binding
Source: RefSeq, a predicted model, not a curated record
UAAUAGAAGAAAACUUUUAAAAUAAUGAGGAGGGAAAAGUGUCUAGACAAGAAAAAAUACUAACAUAUUAACUUGACACACUGUUAAAUAAUUUAGAUUUUAAAUAAUCUGUAAAAACCAAGAAACAGAUUUUUGUAGUGAGAGGGGUGGAGGUGGAGGGCUCAGUGAUCUGGUGAAAUACAGUUUGUAAUGUUUUUAAGUUUCGGAGCCACUGAAUCAUCUGGGCGUGACACUUAUUAAAGAACAGCAGAUGAAAAGAAGAUCUGUGGAACUGUACAAUAAACCAGCACAGUUUCGUUAACUUAGCAGAGUUAAAUUUUUCAUUUGUUUGUGAAAAUAUUACAGUGAAGUUUACUUGAGUUUACAGAAACGCUGCAUGAGCAAGGACCUUAAUGUCAAGAUGCUGCAAAUAAAUGAAAAUCCUGGACGUUCUUGACACCUGUAAAAAAGGAGCCUGCAAAAUGUGAUUACAUUAGAUGACAGAGAAAAGAAUUUGUCAGAUUAAAGAAAACGAACAACAACUCAGGUCUAUUGUGAUACUUUUGCAAAUAUUGGAACCAAAGUCAAGAGUAUGAUCUGAGUAAAAUGGCAGAAAGUCAACCUACGCUUAACAAGGAUUCGACCACAUCAAUACCAUUAAUACCAGGUCAUGAAACUGAAUCUAAAGAAUGUGACCCAGGCUUUAUUUAUAUUCCACUUUCACUUCUGAACACAACUUUAGAUCCAAGGGAACAAGCUGAUAAUAGACCUGGACUUAAACUGAUAGAUGGAGUUCCAUCAUCUGCUAAAAUCUUGAACAAAUCGUCUCAUGUCAUUCUUUAUGACAAUCGAACUAGGAAUGCUGCAUGGGUGUUUGAGAUACUGAACGAACAAACUUUAAACAAAAGAGCUAAACGAACAUCAACCUAUAAGAUUGAUGAAGACAUUCAUGAAUAUUAUAGAGCACCUGAGAGUAUAAAUCCAUAUAGUGAAACAGACUUUGAAAGAGGACAUCUGGCUGCUCCUGACAAUCACAGCUGGAGCCAGGAAGCAAUGAACGAUACACACCUCCUCAGCAACAUCUCACCACAGCAUGAAAACCUAAACCAGCCAACCUGGAAAGAGUUGGAGGACCACUGUCGAAACUUCAUUAAAAAUGAAGGAUAUCAGAAUGUCUAUGUGUACACUGGUCCACUGUACUGUCCUGAGUCUGACAAGAAAAAAUAUGAGGUUAAAAUCAUAGGAGGAAAAGCCGUGCCAACUCAUUUCUUUAAGGUGAUAAUUAAAGAGAAACCUGAAGGAGAACAAGAGCUGGAAUGCUAUAUGAUGCCCAACAGGGAAUUACCUGUAAAUGCAAAACUAAAGAAAUACAAGACAGACCUUAAGGUCAUUGAGAAACUCUCUGGACUGGUGUUUAGGAAGAAUUAUCAAGAGGCACCUAAACAUUCUUGCUUUUACCUGUUUAUCUUUAUCAAUUGUGGGAAACGUAAACAUACUGAACGUCAGGAAAGCGUUAUUUAUAAUCCAUUUUUAAGUCUGAACCCAACUUUAGAUCCAAGGGAACAAGCUGAUAAUAGACCUGGACUUAAACUGAUAGAUGGAGUUCCCUCAUUUGCUCAAAUCUUGAAGAAAUCGUCUCAUGUCAUUCUGUAUGACAAUCGAACUAGGAAUGCUGCAUGGGUGUUUGAGAUACUGAAUGAACAAACUUUAGAAAAAACAGCUAAACGACCAUCAACCUAUAAGAUUGAUAAAGACAUUCAUGAAUAUUAUAGAGCACCUGAAAGUAAACAAUCGUAUAAUGGAACAGGCUAUGAUAGAGGUCAUCUGGCUGCUGCUAACAACCACAAGUGGAGCAGGAAAGCAUUGAACGAUACACACCUCCUCAGCAACAUCUCACCACAGCAUGAAAACCUAAACAGGCGUACCUGGAAAACGCUGGAGAACCACUGUCGAAGAUUCAUUGAAAGUAAAGAAUAUCAGAAUGUCUAUGUGUACACUGGUCCACUGUACUGUCCUGAGUCUGAUGAUAAGGAAGAAUAUGAGGUUAAGAUCAUAGGAGGAAAGGCUGUGCCAACUCAUUUCUUUAAGGUGAUAAUUAAAGAGAAAACUGAAGGAGAACGAGAGUUGGAAUGCUAUAAGAUGCCCAACAAGGAAUUACCUGCAAAGGAAAAAUUAGAGAAAUACAAGACAGACCUUGAGGUCAUUGAGAAACUCUCUGGACUGGUGUUUAGUGAAAACAGUCAAGAGACUGAGAGCAAAAGAGUGACUGUGCAUAUGAGAGCAGAAGAGGAAAAUAAAGAAAUAACAACAGAGGUUCAAAUAAUAAUCCCAGAGAUAGAGAGAAAGAGAGAGAGAGAGAGAGAGAGAGAGAGAGAGAGAGAGAGAGAGAGAGAGUAAUGUUGUCACAAGACAAACAAAGUCUCCUAUAGUCUGAUGACACUAGCCUCUUUCACACAGUAAUUCUGGUAAAUUACCAUGAAUUUACCAGAAUGAAUUUACCAGUAAAUACAAAAAUGUGCUGUUCACACAUGCAGUGACAUUCCAUCUUUUUACCAGUAAGACAUCAUUCACACAUCAGUAUCAAAAUACCGGUAAAUUAAUUGAGAAAGCGGAAGUACCUGUAUCACGCGGUGAGCUCAGUGUUGUAUUUGUAAACAAUCCACGUCGUUCAUAUCCACGGUCCGUAUUUUGUUGUUUUUACGUCUGUGGUAAACAGUCGCGAAGUUGCUCACGACCAAACAACAUUGCAUU